Molecule: messenger RNA, 1497 nt
Organism: Grammomys surdaster
Lineage: Eukaryota; Metazoa; Chordata; Mammalia; Rodentia; Muridae
Product: acetyl-CoA acetyltransferase, cytosolic-like
Exons: 8
Coding region: 76-1311 (411 amino acids)
Biological process (GO): fatty acid beta-oxidation
Molecular function (GO): acetyl-CoA C-acetyltransferase activity
Source: RefSeq, a predicted model, not a curated record
GUAGGCUCAGCCUGGACUCAGCAAAGUUUGCUUCAGCUGCAGCCAAGACUGUGCAAACGCCAGUGGAGUGGCAGGAUGAACACAAGCUCCGACCCGGUGGUCAUCGUCUCGGCGGUGCGGACCGCCAUAGGCUCCUUCAAUGGUGCCCUGUCCACCGUGCCUGUCCACGACCUGGGGACAACUGUCAUCAAAGAAGUCCUGCAGAGGGCCAAGGUGGCUCCAGAAGAGGUGUCCGAGGUCAUAUUUGGACACGUUUUGGCAGCAGGUUGUGGACAGAAUCCUACUCGACAAGCCAGUGUGGGUGCAGGGAUCCCCUACUCGGUCCCAGCAUGGAGCUGCCAGAUGAUCUGUGGCUCGGGCCUAAAAGCUGUGUGUCUUGCAGCCCAGUCCAUAGCUAUGGGCGACUCCACCAUUGUGGUUGCUGGAGGCAUGGAGAAUAUGAGCAAGGUAAGUGCAGAGGUGCUGACGACACUGUCCUGGCCACCGAGGGAGCAUGUCCUGCUGAGGAACACACAGAAAAGGACUCAGCUUGACCUCUGCCUGAGUGCCUAUUUCUCUCCAGGUUGGAUGAGAAAUCUCAGGGGAAGAAGAACAGCCUAUCAGCCAGGCAAAAACGUAGCCAAAAAAUGGCAAGUGAGCAGAGAGGCCCAGGACAAGGUUGCAGUUCUGUCCCAGAAUAGGGCGGAGCAUGCGCAGAAAGCUGGCCACUUUGACAAGGAGAUUGUGCCAGUGCUGGUGUCUUCCAGAAAAGGUCUUACAGAAGUGAAAGUCGAUGAGUUUCCCCGUCAUGGGAGUAACCUUGAAGCCAUGGGCAAGCUGAAACCUUACUUUCUUACUGAUGGGACAGGAACGGUCACAUCUGCUAAUGCAACAGGAAUGAAUGAUGGUGCCGCUGCUGUGGUUCUUAUGAAGAAGACAGAUGCUGAGCGUCGGAUGCUGAAACCUUUAGCACGAAUAGUCUCCUGGUCACAAGCUGGUGUGGACCCUUCUGUUAUGGGAGUAGGACCAAUUCCAGCCAUAAAGCAAGCUGUUGCAAAGGCAGGCUGGUCCCUGCACAGUGUUGAUGUGUUUGAAAUCAAUGAGGCCUAUGCUGCUCUCUCUGUUGCAAUAGCUAAAGAACUUGGAUUAAACCCUGAGAAGGUCAACAUCGAUGGAGGAGCCAUUGCCCUGGGUCAUCCUCUGGGAGCAUCUGGCUGUAGGAUUCUAGUGACCUUGUUACACACGCUGGAGAGAGUGGGUGGGACCCGUGGUGUUGCAGCCCUGUGCAUUGGAGGUGGGAUGGGGAUCGCAGUGUGUGUCCAGAGAGGAUGAGCUGCCUGACAGCCAGCACCCUUGGACAGUUCCUGUUAAAUCAGUGAAACACUAAGUAGAAAGUGAAGUCAGAGGGCCAGAGUGAGGACAGGAAUCCAGGUGGACAGCUUGCUUUAAUGUGAGACACCCAAGGCUAAGACAUUGCACCCAACAUUGUUAUAAAUAAAAGGGAAAUCCAAUCAGUCA